ACCCCUAAUCCAAUUCAGACCACGAAAAACCAACUACAUCAGUUCAUGGCGACCCCCAACCCCACCAGAUUCUCCCUUGCCAUGGAGAGAACCGGGCAAUGGGUUUUUUCCCCACAAAUCCCAACCGAUGUUAUUGUUGCAGUUGGAGAAGACAACUUUUCUCUCCACAAGUUUAUUUUGGCGGCAAAGAGCAACUACAUCAGAAAGGUGAUAAUGGAAUCAGAGGAGAGUGACCUAACCAGAAUAGACCUCACGAACAUACCUGGAGGCAAAGAAACUUUCGAGAAAGCGGCGAAAUUCUGUUACGGCGUAAACUUCGAGAUCACCGUUCACAACGUCACCGCGCUGCACUGCGCCGCCGUGUUCCUUCAGAUGACCGACGAGUAUUGCGACGGCAACCUCGCCGGAAGAACCAACGACUUCCUCUCUCAGGUCGGCCUCUCCACUCUCCACAGCGCUGUCGCCGUCCUCAACUCCUGCAGCCAGCUUCUCCCCUUCGCCGCUGAGGUCAAGGUCGUUGACCGCUGCGUCGACGUCAUCAGCUCCAAGGUUUGCAGCGAGGCGAACUUCCCGAGCCAGUCGCCGCCGAACUGGUGGACCGAGGAGCUCGCCGCGCUCCACGUCGAUUCUUUCGUGAAGGUGAUCGCAGCCAUGAAGCAGCGCGGCGCGAAGUACCUAACCGUCGCCGGAGCGUUGAUCACGUACACCGAACGUGCGCUGCGGGAGCUGGUCCGCGACCAGACCGGCGGCGGGAGAGGAAUCCGGUCAACGAAAUUCGACGAUUCCGAUUCCGAUUCGGAGUCGAGAAGAACCGAACAGCGCGAGCUUCUGCAGUCUAUCGUCCCUUUCUUCCCGACGGAGAAAGCGGCGUUUCCGAUCAACUUCCUCUGCUGCCUCCUCCGGUGCGCGAUCUUCCUCCACGCGUCGAGCGCGUGCAAGCGCGAGCUCGAGAAGCGCGUGACAGAGAUCCUGGAGCACGUGACGGUGGACGACCUCCUCGUGCUCACGUUCUCCUACGAUGGCGAGAGGCUCUUGGAUCUGGACAGCGUACGGAGAAUCGUCUCCGGCUUCGUGGAGAGGGAGAAGAGCACGACGGUGUUCAACGCCGGCGUCAACUUCAACGAGAGCUUCUCCGCCGCGAUGCUGCGCGUGACCAAAACCGUCGACACGUACCUUGCCGAGAUCGCUGCGUACGGCGAACUCUCCAUCUCUAAAUUUAACGGCAUCGCCAUCCUCAUUCCCAGAGGCGCAAGGAAAUCCGACGACGAUCUAUAUCGCGCCGUUGAUAUCUACCUCAAGGUGCACCCGAACCUGGACGAAAUAGAGAAGGAAAAGGUGUGCAGCGUGAUGGACCCGCUGAAACUGUCAUACGAGGCGCGUGUGCACGCGUCCAAGAACAAGCGGUUGCCAUUGCAGAUUGUGCUUCACGCGCUGUACUACGAUCAGCUACAGCUUAGGAGUAGUACGGCGGUGGAGGCGAUGGCGGAGAGGAGGCAGUUGCGGGCGGACGUGUCGUUGGUGAGGGAGAACGAGAAGUUGCGGUCGGAGCUAAUGAAGAUGAAAAUGUUCAUUUCCGAUUUGCAAAAGAAUGUCCACGGAACGUCGUCGUCUGGGAGGGAAACUCUGGGGCCCACCAAAAAGCCCACGUUCUUGUCUUCCAUGUCCAGGAAAUUGAGCAAGCUCAACCCCUUCAAAAAUGGUUCUAAGGACACCUCCCAUAUUGACGAUGCACCCCUCGAAUUGACCAAGCCCAGAAGGAGAAGGUUCUCCAUUUCCUAGAUUCCUUUUCUUCACCAAAUUUCCAUGCUUUUUUAGUUUAAAUAUAUCCCUUCGUCAAAAUCUUUUUUUAUUUUUUUUAUUUUUAAAGUAGUUACAUUUUCUUUGUUGAUUGCUAUUUUUUUUAAUAUUUUUUAUGAAGAUGUCAUUUUGUUAUUAAGAAAGAAACAGGCGUGAUUUGAUUUUAUCAUAUUUGUUUGUCAAAAUAAAUUAAUGCUGUGAUGCACUUUAUCUGAGUAGGAUGAAUUAAUGAGAAUUAUAAU
Cajanus cajan (pigeon pea) is the source of this 2039-nucleotide messenger RNA. RefSeq names its product root phototropism protein 2. Lineage: Eukaryota; Viridiplantae; Streptophyta; Magnoliopsida; Fabales; Fabaceae. The record is from RefSeq and is a predicted model, not a curated record. Gene Ontology annotation, molecular function: protein binding.